AUGGACGCUGUCCUACAGAUCUUCAAGCGAAGUAUUUGUCCAGGCACGACAUUUUUUGAGUCACUCGCUAAGAAGCCUCCUGCGACGAUGGACGACUUGUUUCUACGUGCGAACAAAUACUCAAUGCUCGAAGAUGACGUGCGGGCAGCUACCCAGCAAGUCUUGGUUGCCGGACAGCUGUCCAAGGGUAGUACAGAAAGAAGUGCCAAACUUCUGGACAGGCCAAGGCCAUCCGAUCGAAGGCAGGAAGGUCCAAGUCGCCCGGAAAUGCCAACCCUCACACCUCUUUCCAUAACUUAUGAGAAACUUCUCCCUAUGAUCCAAGGCAUGUCCGAUUUCAGGUGGCCUAGACCCCUUGGAUCGGACCCAUCCAGAAGGGAUCAUAACAAAAAAUGCGCCUACCACAAGGAGCAUGGCCACACAACGGAGACAUGCAGAAGCCUCCAGUAUUUGGUGGAAAGGCUUAUAAAGGCAGGACAUUUGAGGCAAUGCCUCCGCUCAGAUACCGGAGAUAGAGACGCCCCCCGGAAUCACAACUCUGGAACCCCCGUGGCUCCAGCCGCACCCAAAGCCGUCAUAAACUACAUUAACGGAGGCCCAUUGGAUGAGGAGUUCAACUCCAAACGAAAAAGACAGAAAUUAUUGCUGGAGGCAAUGGUGCGUGAGCGUGUCAACUCCAUCCGGCCUGGGAUAACUGGGGGGGGGGGGGGGCCUCGCCCCAUAGACGGAACAAUAAUUUUCCCACCAGUAGACCCCACUCGGAUAUUGUGGCCGCACCGUGAUGCCCUCAUUUUAUCCUUAGGAAUGGGCAAGUUUGACAUAAGACGCAUCUUAAUUGACCCAGGUAGCUCAGCCGAUCUAGUGCAAGCAUCGGUCAUAAGCCACAUGGGACACAAUUUAGUUGGUCUCGAAAACCCUGGAAGGAUCUUGUCCGGAUUCAACUAUUUCCUUAGGAGACAUUAUGCUGCCAGUUCAAGCUGGCCCAGUCACUCUCAACGUUCAGUUUUCGGUGGUACAAGAUUUAUCACCCUUCAACGUUAUCUUGGGACGCACAUGACUGCACUGCAUGAAAGCCAUCCCCUCCACGUAUCAUCAGAUGGUAAGCUUUCUUACCGAGGAUGGGCAAAUCAACCUGUACGGCAGCCAGUUAGCCGCUCGCCAAUGCUACCAGAUAGCAAGAGAAGCAGGGACCACUUAGGAGAAUGA
Messenger RNA from Vitis riparia (riverbank grape), 1206 nucleotides. RefSeq lists its product as uncharacterized. The transcript has a single exon. Lineage: Eukaryota; Viridiplantae; Streptophyta; Magnoliopsida; Vitales; Vitaceae. The record is from RefSeq and is a predicted model, not a curated record. The coding region runs from base 1 to 1206 and encodes 401 amino acids.